Messenger RNA from Teleopsis dalmanni, 564 nucleotides. Its product is annotated as alanine--glyoxylate aminotransferase 2-like. Bases 334 to 564 code for a protein of 76 amino acids. Lineage: Eukaryota; Metazoa; Arthropoda; Insecta; Diptera; Diopsidae. The record is from RefSeq and is a predicted model, not a curated record. Gene Ontology annotation, cellular component: mitochondrion. The transcript has 2 exons.
UUCAGUUUUAGAAUUUAAAGACAAGUGGUCAGUUCGUGCAUUACACACGCAUUGACCAAUAAAACACAAAGUCAUUUAUUUACCAAACAAAUAACGAGCAAGAGCAUUCGUUGAAAGUGUAUCAAUUCAACUGUUAGUUGAACGGAAGGCAAGGCAAGGCAAUUCUUUUUAAUUCAUAAACAGUUGCUGGUAAACAAUAGUUGUGGCAACACGCUGCAGGCGCUUUGUGGUGAAGUAGAAAAUAAAGUCGUUACAUUUUUUUAAAUUUUAAAAAAGUUUAGUUUAAAUUUAUUAUUAAAAAAUAACAAAAAAAACGAAAAUUAUAAAACUAAAAUGCCUUUUGCACGUGAACAAAUUGAAUCCAUGAUGUCGGAAAAACUAUCUAAAUCAGAUACAAUUAAAUUACGAAAUAAACAUAUUGGCCAAGCUUGUCAGCUAUUUUAUCGUUCUGAUCCGCUAAAAAUCGUACGCGGUCAGGGUCAGUACAUGUUUGAUGAAGAAGGCACACGAUAUUUGGACUGCAUUAAUAAUGUGGCUCAUGGUAAGUCAUUUCAAUUAUUAUAA